Messenger RNA from Daphnia magna, 1612 nucleotides. RefSeq lists its product as uncharacterized. The transcript is spliced from 8 exons. The record is from RefSeq and is a predicted model, not a curated record. NCBI's taxonomy places the organism in Eukaryota, Metazoa, Arthropoda, Branchiopoda, Diplostraca, Daphniidae. Bases 68 to 1075 code for a protein of 335 amino acids.
AGCACCAAAGCACUUUUUGCCAGCUUCAACUUCAACAGCAUCAGCUUUAGAAGAAUCAUCACCUGACAUGUUUCGUGAGACCUACGUAAGUUUAGAAAACCAAUCGCCAGUAAGCCAAAUUCAAGCAAGUCAAGAACUUCUGCCAGCAAGCCCAAGUGGGUCUUCGAACUUAGAAAGCCUAGACUUGCUGACAAGUCCAAGUGGGUCUCAGAACUUACAUAGCCAAGACUUGCUGGCAAGCUCAACUGGGAGUCGGAACGCCGAAAGACAAGAGACUUAUUGCUCAUCAGACACGGCGAAGUUGAAUAGUACAUCAGUUGGAGUCCAAAACAACUUGAAAAAGGCGAAAAGUAAAUCUCAAGAUACGGAAGAUUUUGUCGACGAGACACCACAAUUCAUUUCAUGCAAUACUACAGAUGCCGAUGUAACGGGCCUAUUGUCAAGUGGUGUAAGUUCGGCGAAUGCAUCUAAUGGUGGCUCAAUGAAUUGGACGAACACUAAGAAAGCAAAUGUCAGCAUAAAUAAUGGUCCAUCCUAUGAGCAUUUGAUGGUCAUGAAGGCUCUUCAGCAAGUAAUAGAGCUGUCAAAAAAGAUUGAUUUGAGAAUAAGAAAUAUUGAAGACAAAAUUGAUCGGAAAAUUACUCCUGAAAUUGAAGGAAAUAAUUGGGAGGGACUUCCACUUAAAGACGUAACUGAAUUUCAAGCAUUUGAGAAAAAGUUAUUGUCGGACCCCCAGACGUUUGAUGCUGUGGUUCUUCUAGUGGAAAGAUGUGGUGGCGAUACUGUUGCUGAAGCGGUAACUAGGGCGUGGGAUCGAAUAACAACGAAGGAGUGUCGAUCUGCUUGCAAUUGGUGCGGAAUUAAGAAAAAGGGUGUGAAGAAACAUAAAAUUUCAGGCUCUAAAAUUGUUGAUGCUGUUCACAAGGGUGUCCGUAAGACACUACCAGACGCUAAGGAUUCUCAGUUGGAAAAGGAAACGAAAAAACGUUUCGUACGGACUCCAGAAAAACUGAAACCAGCCAAGGCAUCGUCUUCGCAAACAUCACAUGUUGGUGAUGAAGAAGACAGCGACUGAGUUAAGAUUUCAGUGAACAUAUAUCGACAUAGAAUCAGCUGUCGGUGUAUUCCUGCACAGGAUCUCGAUUGAUUUAUUAUAUUAAAAGAUUCAACUAAUGAAACAAAACAAUCAAGAAUAACCAAGAAUCACAUGAGUUUAAAGAUAAUUCAAGCUUCGAGACCAGAUCAAAUACUGGAUUCAGUCUCAUAUGAAAGUCAAGAGAAUUUUUUGGAUAUGGACUGCAAGCUGUAGACACGGUUAGUCAUGAAGGAGGUCUUUAUGAAAAGGGAGAUAUUUGUGAUCCGGCCUCGACAGGAAAGAUCUUCUACAGGUCUUUAAGAAUUACCGUCGGCUUUCCUGUCCUGAUCAACACUCGUCCAAUAUUCUAUCAAUUAUCACCGGAAAUGCAGUUGGCCGGAUGGAGUACUACUAACGGUUGUUGUGCUGUUAUACCUGGCCGUCCAGUCUAUAAGCAACACUGGCAAGAACAUCUGAUAAAAUGAUAAAUGUUUACAUCCAUUGAUUUGAUUUAAAAAAUAAACCGGUAUAAUCUAA